AUGUCGACCUACGGUUCUCUUUUCCGCGUAACCACCUACGGCGAGAGCCAUUGCGCUUCUGUCGGCGCCGUCGUCGACGGAUGUCCGCCCGGCUUGCAACUAUCUGCUGCAGACAUCCAAGUUCAGCUCAGUCGACGGAGACCAGGACAGAGCAAUCUCACAACUCCUCGCGAUGAGAAAGAUCUCAUCCAUCUCCAAUCAGGAUUGGAACACGGAGUGACUCUGGGCACUCCCAUCGCUUUUCUUGUUAAGAAUGAAGAUCAGAGACCCCACGACUAUUCGGAAACAGACCUCUACCCUCGUCCGAGUCACGCAGAUUACACCUAUUUAGAAAAAUAUGGUAUCAAGGCAAGCAGUGGAGGAGGCAGGAGUAGUGCUCGGGAAACAGUCGCUCGGGUAGCGGCUGGCGCUAUCGCGGAGAAAUACCUCAAACUCGCAUAUGGCAUUGAAAUCGUCGCCUUUGUGUCGUCUGUUGGAAAAAUACAUUUACCAGCAGCCUUGGCUCCCCCAUCUCUAACCCCAUCUUCAAACGAUGAUGAUGAGGACGAUGCUUUGUCAGACGACUUCCGCCAGUUGCUUGCCACCAUCUCGAGGGAGCAAGUCGAUAGUCACCCGACUCGCUGUCCUCAUCAUGAAACGGCGGAGCGCAUGACACAGCGUAUCAUCCGAGCGAAGAAUGCUCAGGACUCAAUUGGAGGUACUGUAACGUGCGUUAUUCGGGGGAUUCCUUCCGGCCUUGGUGAACCAGUAUUUGAUAAGUUCGAGGCUUCACUUGGGCACGCCAUGCUUUCCAUUCCUGCCACCAAAGCUUUCGAGAUUGGAUCCGGUUUUCGUGGAACCGAAGUUCCCGGGAGCAAACAUAAUGAUCCUUUCAUUCGCCGAAGUGAUGGAAGUCUUGGGACGGCAACGAACUGGAGUGGAGGAGUUCAAGGAGGGAUUACUAAUGGAGAGGAUAUUUACUUCCGGAUUGGAUUCAAGUCCCCAGCAACCAUUUCACAGUCACAGGAAACGGCUCAGUAUGAUGGAACACCAGGAUCCUUGGCUGCUCGAGGUCGACAUGAUCCAUGUGUGGUACCCAGAGCAGUUCCGAUUGUUGAGGCUAUGGCUGCGAUUGUAGUGAUGGAUCAACUCCUUAUACAGAACUCAAGGAAGACGGCUGCAAGCCUACUGCCCCCCAUUACGACACUGCCUGCUACGAUGGUCAUGCCUCGAAAAGUAGCGGAGGGUAGCCCAGGCAAUUAAACAAAAUGCAUCUGGCCGGGACAACCAAAUGCUUCAGAACAUGGGGUAAAUGGAAGACUAGCUCCUCUGUACAAUGUAAGAAAGUUAUUCCACUAAACAAUCAGACUCUUCGGUGCUC
Laccaria bicolor S238N-H82 is the source of this 1360-nucleotide messenger RNA. RefSeq lists its product as uncharacterized. Gene Ontology annotation, molecular function: chorismate synthase activity; FMN binding. Bases 1 to 1242 code for a protein of 413 amino acids. Gene Ontology annotation, biological process: chorismate biosynthetic process; aromatic amino acid biosynthetic process. Gene Ontology annotation, cellular component: cytosol. The record is from RefSeq and is a predicted model, not a curated record. The transcript is spliced from 6 exons. NCBI's taxonomy places the organism in Eukaryota, Fungi, Basidiomycota, Agaricomycetes, Agaricales, Hydnangiaceae.